UAAAACAGUUUAUGGGUAUGUUGAUUGUUGUUGAGUUUAGUUGUGCGAAGUAUCAGAAAAAAAUAGUAAAAGAGCCGUUAUUGCACAUCGAGUUAGUGCGGAAAUAAUUGAGAAAAUGUGGUAAAUGUGCUGGUAAAUAAGAAAACUGGUGGUGACAAGCAAAUGUUUAAAUGGAAGCAUCCUCCAUCAUCACCCAGGUGUCAAGAGACGAGGAACAUCUGAAUAAUUAUGCUACUGAAAAAGGUUCUAUCUCAACACAAGAUGGCACCAUCGACCAACUCACACAACUUCAGCCCUCAACUAUCACCACCUCGAAGAAAAGCUCUACCAAGAGCUUCUUCCGUUCACUACUAUGUUGCCUGCGCCCGAAGAAAUCAAAAACCCCCAUUUCGGAUCAAUGUCUGGACGGGACCCAGUGCGUCGACCAUAGCAGAUGCAGUUAUCUCCUCAGCCCUCCGCGACAAGAGGAUAUACACAAGAAGUGUAUGGUUAUAGAUCUGGAUGAGACAUUGGUACAUAGCAGCUUUAAACCUAUCAGCAAUGCAGACUUCGUCGUACCAGUAGAAAUAGACGGCACGUUACAUCAAGUGUAUGUCUUAAAGAGGCCACACGUAGACGAAUUCCUCCAGAGGAUGGGAGAAUUGUAUGAAUGCGUCCUCUUCACUGCAUCACUGGCGAAGUACGCCGAUCCCGUCGCUGACCUUCUAGACAAAUGGGACGUGUUCAAGGCGAGAUUAUUUAGAGACAGCUGCGUCUUCUAUAGAGGAAAUUAUGUUAAAGACUUGAACAAGCUGGGACGAGAGUUGCAGCAAAUUGUUAUUGUUGAUAAUUCACCUGCUUCCUACAUAUUCCAUCCAGAUAAUGCUGUGCCGGUAGCGUCGUGGUUCGACGACAUGAACGAUUCAGAGCUGCUCGACUUGAUCCCGUUCUUCGAGAAGCUCAGCAACAUGGACAAUGUAUACACAGUGCUGUGCAACUCCAAUCAUCCGUACAAUAACAGCGCACCAGCGCAACUCAAUGGUCCUCAAAACAUUAACCAUGCCCUGAGAGGACCACAGACCAAUCAUUCUCCGGCAAAAACGUAGCGAUCACUUAUCAUCUUUCAGUUGGUGGUUUGUUAUUGAUUUUGUUUAAUAAUUAAAGGUCGUAAGCAGGGUGAAUGACAACAAAAUGGUGGAAAAAUGGUAUUAGGCAACAGGGCUGUACAGUAGAUAAAUUUUCAUUUACGUUUGUGAAAGUCUGGUACCGCUAAGUAUUUGACAAAAGGAACGUCAUCUGCCAACGUCACUUGCAGCAGUCUUCUAGAAACUACUCGAAAUAAACAAAAAUACUUCUCAAUAGGUCAUAGAUCACAUGCAUUUUUUUUAUAUUUCUAUAUAUAGCUUCUUUAUAAGCAAAUACAUUAUUGUGAUGUUGGUAUAUGAAAUUUUCUAAUACGAUAUAAAUUUAUGUGUGAUAGAUUAGUGAUUUUGUGCCAAGCUGCAUUCUUUGUGCGUAAAAAUCAAAAAUAUUUUAUUUAUAUGACGUACUUAUAUGCAGGUUACUUUUAAUUCAUAAUUAUUUGACAACCAGUGAUACCAAUUUGUUAUUAUUCUAGAGGUGGACGGCGUUAUUUUGGAACUAUGUUAUAAAUAGCAUAUUUUCGGUAUGGGUCUUGAAAAUAGUCUGUAUAUUCUGUAUAUAGUUGAUAUCUGUUAGAAGAAUCCAAUAAACCGAUAUUUUUCUAUUCCGCUAUUAGAAAAAGAGCUAAAUACCAUUUUUCCCCCGCUCGUAUUUAAAAACUAUAGUCUUACCGACUGUAGACCUGUUUUUAUUUUUAAUUUUUUUAUAUAACAAAAUUGUGUGGACGUGAAAUUGUUUGACAUUGUGUAACAAUCAUUUGUAUAAUUAUGAACAAAAACGUAAAAUGAAAUUGAGGAUUCUCAUUUUAAUUGUUACUUUUUUCAUAUUGGGACAGUUGAGGCGAGGACGUAUUUUUCUAUGAAAGAACUAUUGAUAUUUUUAAUACUUAGUAAUGAUACAGCUUACAAUGAGGAUUUUAUUCCACAAAUAGACCUAUGAAUUCCUGUUAGGAUAUGUAAGUUUAGACAAAUCUAACUGAUCUGUUUUAAAAAGCAGUCAAGAAAUUACUUUAUAGUCAUCAGCAACCAACGAUUAGGAUGAAAGUUACCUUCAAAAUGUAUUACUUUGUAGUUUUUUUAUGACUUGUUCGAUUGAUUGUGAGGCAAAUGUAUCAAAUGUUUCAAUUAUUGCAGCGAUCUCCAUAUGGUAUUGCGUUGUUUUCAGAUCUACCAUGUAUCUUUGUUUUUUAAAUGACCAUAAAUAAUCCAACUGAUCCAUAUCAGGUGAAUGUGGCGGCCACUUGAUUAAACCAUGUCGCCCAAUCCACCAUUUAGUAAUAUUUAAAUUUCAAUUCAACAACAUAGUGAGGAGAAGCUCCAUCCUGUUGCAAUUAAACAUCAUCGUUGGAGAUAUUGCUAUUGGCUAAAAACUAUAGAGAAUUAAAUGUCCCUAAAUUAAAAGAUAUGAAAAUACUUGGGUUGGAAAAUACCCGAGCCAGCUCUCGAAUUAUACUGCUUUGUAGCAACUCCAAAUUAGUUUGACCAUUUAGAUUCCCUUAAGUGCAUAAGGGACCAAUUAUUUUGUUGGAUAUUAUUCAGAUCCAUACGUUCUUAUGGAUACUAAGUACAAUUGGCUUAUUGCACGUUUUCAGGUAAUUGAUUCGUUUUUACUUUGAAUAAUCAUGAAAAGUCAAUAUUAAAACAAGUAUUCCUGCAAUUAUACUCAUCGGAAUAUAUUGUUAGAGGAUCGGGUAACAUAUCAAAAUAUAAACUAGAAACGGUUAGAUUUAGGUAAGCCGUUUGAAAACAAAAGUUCCUUAUAUUAUCGGAAAAACGAACGGUAACAACGCUAAUACCAUAUAAAGACAUAUCAUACUACACAACCCUUAAAAACAAAUUCCAUAAUUAUCCAAUUAGCCACUUCUGAAAUAAUUCAAGCAUUCCAUACAUUUGCCUGUUAUUGUGUACCGAGGCCACUUGUUGAUGAGUUUUUGGGGGGCAUUCCCUUUAACAAUAACAACAGUUCUACUUAAGAUAUAUAGGGCCAGUGAUUAAUUGUAUUUUACAUUAAUGUACGGCAUUAUUAAUUUCGAUUAAAGGUGCUUCUCCGUACUUUGGACUUUAAGCCAUAAAUGCAAAUAUUUAUAUUAACUUUAGUUAACAAAGAACUACAUAAUUCGUAGUAUUUCCGCCAGUAGUCUUUGAAUUUUAGAUAUGUAUUAAGUUGCAAACAUCUUUAUUUUGUCCAGGUUAAGGAUCUCUAUGACUUGUUAAGAUCAGUUUAUUACAGUCUAGACCAAUUUAAAAAUUAGGGUACUAGGUUGGGUGAGUGGACUAUACUACACAUUUUUGAAAAGAUCAUUUUGUGUCUUUGUGUCUUUUAAUAAACAAAUUAUUCACAAGUAAUAAUCAACCUGUUAACAAUAAUAUAGCUGCUACUUGGUGCUUAUUUAUAUAUUACUCGUGUUUGUAUUUUGAUUGUACAAACCUCCAAGUAAUUGUUAUAAGAGUAUCAGCAUGUGUAUUGUUUAAUCGAGUCAACAAAGAUGUCUAUUGAAACCAAAUUUCUAAAGAUUUACUUCACUACUCACUCAUAGGAUCUAUUUGUUGUGAAUCUAAUUGUUAGCUGUCAGUAGUCGAUAACUGUCAAAGGUUAUAUCAUUUUUGAUGGACUGAACAACAUUAAAAAGGUUUUCACGUCAGAACUCUCAAGAUUUUUGAUAUAGUACCAAUGUUUGUAAAAUUAGUGGCCUUUGUGUUGUCAAGACGCUGAUCAUAUUGAAUUUUAUACGAGUUUUUUCCGAAAGAUGACGCCACGACGCAGGAGAGGUGGCGCCAUCUGACGACAUAUCAAUUGAAACAAUUUUGAUAUUCUAUUGAAUGGCAAAAAAGUAACUGAAUCAAUUUUAAGAGACUUUGACAAUGGUAGGUGGGGGUUUUCUGCCUACAUGAGAAUGUAGUAGAUUUGUAUACAAGUUUUUUGUUAUUUUGUUAUAUUGAUUAUGCACAGGUAAUGCCAUAGUAACGGGAACAUUUUUAUUUGAAGGUAGUGAUCGGUUUUUGUAUUAGCUUUUGUAUAAUUUUAUCCCAAUGAAGUUUGAAUACCAGUUGUAGUCUUUUAUUUUUGACAUACUACCAAAUAUUAAAUAUUUUAUUUAUGAUAUAUUAAUUAGUAGUAUUCUAGAAUUUAUACUUGUUUACAAAACGUUGUGUUCAUAACACAGAAAAAGUUUACUUUGACUACAUAAAACAAGGUUUUCGAAAAGCAAUUUUUAUUUUACCAAAUAUUUGUUUCUUGUCAUCUACGCUCUACUACGCUUUCAACAAUAAUUCUUAUAUUACAUUUAUGAAGUUUAGUAAUGCAUUUAUGUCUCUGAUUCAAUUGCAAAUAACCAGAGGAAAUUCUUCAAGGCGAAAAAGACGAUUAAGAUAUAACUUGUGACAUCGUUAAAUACAUUAAUUUCUUUCGUUUUUGUUUUACUUUAUGAUCAGUUCUGAAUUUUAGUCUCUACGACAUCGACUUUUCAUUCUUUCCAUUAUUUACAAGGCAUUUUUAAUCGUUUUAGGUCAUUAGUAAAAAUAUUUUUACAUAUAUCCUCCAUUCAUCUCUUUUGUAAAUUUCCCUUCUUUACAAUCCGGAGUCUUCUACGAUAGGUUUCUUAUAUUUCUACAUAUAUUUGUGCUUUGUAUAUUUUCACAGAGGUUUUCGAUAACUGAUGAUUGCUUGGGAGUCGCCACAUGCAUUUUCUCUUUUCAUGUCAGCUUUUGAGUAUUUUGAGAUCAUUUUCAUUUGUUAUACUUUUCAAAUCUGUUCUCAUCUGCAUAUCUUCAAAACGUUCCCAUCACACGUUUCAUUUUUUUUCACGAAACCGGCAGGUUUAUUAUGACUACAUCGAGCUUUUGAACCAUUUCUGGAGUAAUCUUUAGAACUCGGUCUUCUCACAAGCUCAAUUUUUUUAUCCUUCAAUUUAUAUCUCAAGCACUACUAUGACUGAGGUCAGAUGGAGAACUAGUAAGAUAGUAAGAAUCUUAAGUAUAAUGUAAGUUUAUAAAUAUCCAUAGUUUUCGAGUCUUUUCAUGAGUUUUAUAAAAGUUCUUGGCAUAUAGUGAAAACAAUAAUUUAUGUUUUCAAAGAAGUGUUGUUUCCCAUCAUAAAAAUAUCUGUGGGUAGGUGCAUUAUCCUGUUGGAAAAGGUUUUUUUUUCUUCUUAAAGCCGGGUACGCUUUUAUGAAUGCUUGCGAUUAGUUUUAUUAGAAAUUGGGACUAGUAUUCACCAGUUACGGUUUUACCUUUUUCAAGAUAUUCAAACAGCAAAAUUCAUUUUGUGUCGCAAAAACACCAACGACUUGGUUUCGAGACUGCUGUUUCUGGUAAGUAGUGGUGCAUCCAUAUUUCAUCCAUUCUACCACUACUUUAAACGACUGCCUACAGUUAAUUGUCACAUAUGACUUGCAAUAUUACAUGAAGUCUACAAACGUGAGGAAAACAAUUACGGGACACGGAGAAUCUUAGUAGUAUAUAAUGUUUUUAAUUCGAAUAAAGAUGUUCUCAUUUAUUGUGCUGUUAAUCUGACAUUCUAAUAUACCGGGCAUUUAAAGAAUAUACUGUUUUAUGUACAUUUUUUGAAUGUUCAUUAGUCAAAGGUUUGUUCAAGAGUUUAGUUAAAAAGUAGAUUACACCAAUUUUAUAGAGGAAGGUACCCCGGAUAGUAAGUAGUUGUAUCUAAUUUUUGUAUGUGUAAUAUUUGAUUGUAUGGUAUAGGUCCCAAAAUAUGUCAUUGUAUUGCUCAGUGUUUUUUCGACGAACCGAAAGAAGAUAUGUACCUUUUACUCUUAGUAUAUAAUAAAAAAUAAUGAGUUCGGGGUAUUUUCCUUCGAAUUAUUUUAGUCAAUUCACAAGACAAGACAUAAUUAAAUUAUUCUUUUUAAGUUUGCUAAAAGUUAACAACAUGCUGUAAACUAAUGAAAUUAUUAUUGUAUUGUAUAUAAAUAUUAUUGUAUUAUUAUAUUAACUAUGUAUAACUUACAACUGUAAAUACACAGAAUUUAUUUAU
Diabrotica balteata is the source of this 6114-nucleotide messenger RNA. The record is from the annotation of a GenBank genome assembly. Lineage: Eukaryota; Metazoa; Arthropoda; Insecta; Coleoptera; Chrysomelidae.